UCUCACAGACGGACUGCCUCCUGUUGAAAGCAGAGCGGGAGGUCGAUGCUUCCACACGGAAAAGAAAAGAAUAGCUUGCCAUCGCGUCCUUUUUUUUUUUUUACUGUCUUCACUCGCUGGUAUCGAUAAAAAGAUGCAAAGUAAAACCAUGCAAAACAGCGUGUUUUAUUGUGCCUUUCCUGACCGGGACAAUUAGGUUUAAACGGGCAGAAAUGACAGGGUUUUUAACUGGACUGAAAAAAGGAGCACAUUCUCGGCGUGUGGUGGAAGAGAGAGGGGGGGAUUUUGUAAAGAUGUGAGAAUGCAUUAGAAUGCAAGAAAUGGUGUGAUGGCGAGAGGUACGGCUGGGAGAGAGACAGAUCUGCAUAUGGAAAUCAGGGUCUGCGUGGUUAAAAUUCUGCUGUAACUGCUGCAUUAUGUCGAAUUAGACUGGAAGGAAGACCCGCACUCAGACAGGGAAGGCUGACCUGAAAACCCACUGAAAAGUCCCGGCCCGAAACAGGUGCCCAUGUGUAAUAACUAAUGGGUUGGAAAUUUACGAAAGGCGCCCAUUUUUAAGUAUUGUGGCCCAUCUUUAUAGCAUGGCCUUUGUUUUUGCUUUAGCAUAAUUAAAAUACACCAAGCAGGUGUUUUGUCGAUUACACACACACACACAAGAACGAGUCGCCAUUUGUCGUGUACAAACUAAAUCAAAAUAAAUGUAUAUUUAAUUAAAGAUAUACAAACCCUUAACUAAAAUAAAAAUGUAAAUCUAGUCUUUAAAUAGAAAAGAACGGGACUAAUCUUGUUUUUUUUUUUGUUUUUUUUUCUCGUUAUGAGAAAAAAGAAAACAAGUUCAACUCCCCUCUAUCUAAGGACUAGGAUUGUCGUGUCCUGGAGGAGUCAGGAUCUACACCAACGUAAAUCUAUCCUGUAUGUUUUAUUUUAACAGCUAAACGUUGCCUCGUUGAACGACACAGCGAAUCAGGAAGUACUCGGCAGGGAAACCUCUCGUCAACUACCCAAGGCAGGACAAGCCACGCCCAAGUUGAAACUUCUGACCAAUCAGGUUGACGCGAGGAGAGUUUACGCAUGCGUAUGAUUUAGGCGCGGGAGAAGAGAGACCGAAAACCAAAACAACAUUAAUGACGGCUGAUGAAUUUGUACACAUUGAAACGUCAUUUGCACAAGAUAAUUAAAGUAGAGUUUGAAAUUAAAGCCUCUGUCCAGGUUGAUGAGUGGAGACACUGAUUGUCCACCAACAGCAUGGCCGAAGAGUUCAGCGAGUCUCUCACGCCACCAGUUUCCCCCUUUGCCGCAGACAGUCAGUGUGAUCUGGCGGCCGCUCAACCACCCUGUUUCUGCUGCUUUGAAGCUAAAGAUGACCACACUGAAGCUCUGUCCUCUGAGGGAUACCUUGGACGAGGUUCCCUGAAACGGUUGCUGCUACGUCUUGACCCAGCCCCUACUGGGUUUGAGACGGACACGGUGGACAUUUUUGGCUUUCCCUGGGUUACAGAAACCGCACUGGUGGAAUCGACCAAAUUGCUCUUUGGUCUGUUUAGACAAACUUUUUACAAGUUGGAGACUUUGGUCCAGUCGAGCUCACAUGACUUUGGACAAGCAGGGAACCUGCAUUGUGAAUCAGAGAACCUUCGGCAGCAGUGUGUUUCAUUUCUUCAGUAUGUUAAGGUCUUUUUGCACAGAUACCUGGAACCGUCCCUGGAUGCAGCUCACUCACAUCCCUAUGAGCAGCUGGAACAGCAGUUCCCCUCCGCUCUUCUGGAGGAACUGUUCGGCAUCACUCUCCUCACAGGACGGCUGAAAGACCUGCCUGCAGGUGUUCAAAGUGCCUUCAGUAUGCAGAACCACGGAAAGAUUUUUCCUCCCUCCUGGCAUUUGUUGCACCUUCAUCUUGACAUUCACUGGUCAGUCCUGGAAAUCCUACAUGUGCUGGGUCACAGGAUGCAAAGCCAGGUGGUUUACGCCCACCAGUUUGUGAACCUGACGGGAGAGAACCUCACCGAUACGAGUCUGUUUGAGGAGCACCUGUGCUCUCUGCUGUGUGACCUAACGGGUCUGGCUAUGGGCAAAUACAGCAAGGUGAGACCCACAGAGAUGCUGAGCAGCAAUCCUUUCCACUGCCUCUGCACCAAAGAGCUCUGGGUGCUGCUCAUGUACCUUCUGGAGUAUAGAAACAAAGUUCUGCGCACACAGUCUUUUUGGAGCUACAUGAACUCUUUGCUGAAGCCCUUGGUUACCAGGCAGCCUCCAUCAGAGCACUUGGGUGGCCUUCCGACACACUGUAAAGACCCUCUGGGAUUCACAUGGUGGCUCCUCACUCAUCUGGCCAUGUUGGGCCAGUACAGUCGGAACGGCACAGUCCAGAAUGAGAAGCAUUUUGGGGAUAACUGGACAUUUGUGGAAGGACUGCUCAAAAUGACCUGUAACCCCAAGGGUGGUCUUGCAGAGGAGCAGGUCAGGAUGCACGUGCACUGCUGUCUCAGUCUGUCUCUGCUGUGGGAGCCAAGCACCGCUGCUGUCUCCACCCUCUGGGAGUACUACAGCAAGAACCUGAAUGCCUCAUUCACAGUGCCGUGGUUGGGAGUGUCAGGCCUGGGCACACUGUGCAAGACGCCUCUAGCUUUGUUGGAGCAGGCACACAGCUGCUGCUCCCCCUCUGCCCUGCGCUCUCCGGGUCACACCCAGCUCUAUCGCUCUGCCAACUCCUUCCACAUCUUCCUUCGAGUGCUGGCCCUGUGCCUUGGCCAGGACAGGGCUGGUGGCGUCCCACAGAGGCAGAUCAAGGGGAGGAUUUACUCAAAGUUCUCAUCGAAGAAGAUGCAGGAGCUGUCAGAAGGAGGUCUCAUGAACUUUCUGCUCCUUUUCCUGGUAGUGGCCAGGCAGGUGGAGCUGGAGGAUGUGGCCAACAGAGCUUGUGAGCUCCUUGGCAUCUUGCCCUCUAACUGCCCCCCUGCACAUCGCACGCUGGUCUGGAGAGGGCAGUUAUCUCUACUGUUACUUUUUCAGGAGAGAGGUUUAGAUGUUGGUGCUCAGGCUAGCUGGUUGGCUUCCUCCUUUAACAAGACAGCCAAGGAGUUCUACGAUAAGACCACCGAGGUCCCUCGCAGACUCGCCCUCUGGGGACCCCUGGGCUCUUAUCUGGAAGGUGUGGCCGAGGUGUUCGAGACGAGCGCCAGCCUCAGCCUAUCGGAGGAAAAGCUGCUUAACGAAGGCUUUGAUUGGUUGCUGCCAGCUUGUCGUCAGUCUGAACUGAACUCAGUCCUGAGCUUUCUGCAGAUCGUGCUGGCACAGCUCAGACGGGUCCAUCAGCGCAGUGUCCAGUCAGCGCCCGCCCCGGCCUGGGCUCCAGGCGCAGCCAGCGUGAUUAAGGAGCGCCACCUAGCAGUGGCUUCUGCUCUGUGGGUCCACUUCUUCCCCUUCCUGCGCAGCUUACGCCUGUCCCAGACCCCUCCAGCACAGCUGGCAGAUGCUGCUGCAGGUUUCACCUUGCUCGCCUUUGAUCAGCCCGGUUCCGCCCCUCAGGACCUGCAGCCCAACCCGGUUCAGUCCACCAUGCAGUUCUUUGGCUGGGACAAUAUGGUUCACCCGCUUCUUGUGACUCGCUACCUUCCCCAUCUGCUCCAGAACAGUGAGCUGGUGUCCUCGCUAAGCUGCGGUCCUAGCGGUGCAGCCCCGUGUUCGGCUCAAGGCCUUUCAGUGAGAGCGUGGAUCCGAUGCGUCCUGCAGCAACACCUUCACAAGAACCCAGACGGGACUGAGAGCAAAACGGCCCGGGCUGUGGGGGAGCAGCUGUGUGAACUGACCCGCCUUGUCCUGAGACUUCCAGAGGUGGACAGUAUUCUGCAAAGAGCUGGACUUCCUUCCACAGCUGCCAGGGGUGAGCCAACCUCAGCCCUGGAGAUGUUUGUCAAGGCCAUAGGCACCGUCUACAGUGAGCUGCAGCUGUUGUCGGAGCGGUCAGCCAUGGUUACCCGAGCCCUUGACUACAUUGGUGACAUCCUGAAAUACAUGAGACCUUAUGUAGGCAACAAGAACCAGGAGGGAAUGCAGCUGGCAUACAGGGCUGUAGGCUGCAUAGUGAAGCACUGGAGCCCCCUGCUGGCCACUUCAAAAGCUCAGCAGCUGCUGUUCCGAAUCGUGAAUAGUCUGCUCCUUCCCCCCAAACUCCCACAGCAAGACAAGGCUCUGAGGGACAGCUUACCUCUUUAUCUGCAGGGUCUGUCAGUGGCCUCAAGCAUAUCUCAGUCCCAGGGAGCUUGUCUGAAGCAGCAGCUUCACUCUGUAACCCACAGAUACCUGGACCAUUUUCUCCCUCCCUCACCCUCUCUGGGCAUCAUCGCCAACCACCCGGUGCUGCUUGGUGCAUGUGAGACCACCCCGACAGUGAGGGGAGUAGCACUUAGGAGGACCAUACUGGAGGUGCUUUGUGAGAAUUUCCUGCUGUUCAAAAGCCACGCCCCCCCUCCUCGCCUCGCAUCCGUCUUGAUGUUCCUGUUGGAGCUUUUGAGACGAAACAGUGACACAGACGUUUCCCUGCUCACUCUAUCCCUUCCCUCUCUGCUGCGCUGCUUGAUGCUGGUCAGUGAGCCAAUAGUAAGGAAGACGAGCACAGAUGCAUUGCAGCUAGUGGUGGAACGAUGUGCUGCUGCAUCUACUGAAAGGCCAUGUGAGCUGAUGAUCACCGUCUUACGGUCGUUCGUGGAGGAGAACGUGGGAGUCUACGACAGGCAGGUGUACGGGGUCCUGGAGACCGUAGCCGUCUUGGAUCCCACUGUGGUUCAGGCUCUCAUUCCCAACAUGACUCUCAGUCUGAGAAACGCUGAACACAAAAGGGGACUGGGCAAGAACAUCGCUUUGAGGGGCGCGUACAUGAAGCUGCUGUCUCUGCUUGGACAAAGUGGGCAGGCUGAAAUAACCAGUCUGGAGGGCGAUUAGGAGGUUUUUCUGAUAGAAGGACAAAGCUUCUGACACUACUCAGGAAAUCAGUCAGAUUUCAGACCAGUCAUACCCACCAAACUCUGACAAACUUCCUCAUCUGGUAGAAAUAGGAGAACAAUGAAGUCUGUUUGUGGUAACUGUUCAAUAUCCUGGAACAUCACAAAACAGAAACAACAAGAUGGUCUUAAGAGGCAUUAUUGGUGGAGUCUGAACAUUUUCAAACGCAUAAGGCUGUGAUCGCAAAGUUGUACAUUCUUGACAUAUAGAAAAGAAUGUACAGCUUUACAUUUUGACACGUCCUAAAUUUUAAAAUAAAUUCCCAUCUCCUUCCAUG
Messenger RNA from Girardinichthys multiradiatus, 5275 nucleotides. It is a transcript of the gene mms22l, whose product is annotated as MMS22-like, DNA repair protein. Gene Ontology annotation, cellular component: nuclear replication fork. Gene Ontology annotation, biological process: replication fork processing; double-strand break repair via homologous recombination. The record is from RefSeq and is a predicted model, not a curated record. The transcript has 26 exons. NCBI's taxonomy places the organism in Eukaryota, Metazoa, Chordata, Actinopteri, Cyprinodontiformes, Goodeidae. Bases 1246 to 4938 code for a protein of 1230 amino acids.